Molecule: messenger RNA, 1324 nt
Organism: Carcharodon carcharias (great white shark)
Lineage: Eukaryota; Metazoa; Chordata; Chondrichthyes; Lamniformes; Lamnidae
Gene: ccdc166
Product: coiled-coil domain containing 166
Exons: 8
Coding region: 116-1168 (350 amino acids)
Source: RefSeq, a predicted model, not a curated record
GUGUUGGUUCUUCGAAGUCCCAUUGCACCCCUGCUCUUUUCCUGCGGCCCUUUGAGUAUUUAUCACUGGAUGAAAAUCAUGUUGUGAUGCUGAGGAGAAAGAAACAACAGCAAGCAUGUCGAAGAAGAAGAAGGGGCGUGCUGAAAGCAAGAGCAAGGCAGUAGGGUUGGAAUUGGAGGUUCUGACGGCAGCUACAGAGCGGAUUGUCGCACUGCAAAAUGAGUAUGAUGAAAUGGUUAAAGAGCUGAAACAAUUGAAGUUAAAGAUUUAUACCCUCCGGAAGGAGAAUGAGUUCUUAACAAAGGAAGCUCAGCAGACACGCCUGGAGACUCAUGAAUACAUUGUACAGAUGGCAAAGAGGACUGAGAAAAGGCAGCAUCAAAUCAUCACCCUGAAUGAUCAGAACCACCAGAACCUAGAAGAAAUCAGGAAUGCAAAGGAGAAAAUAUUGGCCAAAUUUGAGGUACAGAAACAAGAACUGGAAAUGACGCAGUUAGAUAAAGAAAACGAGCUGCUUCAGCUUAAGAAGGAGAUUGAGGAUCUGGAGGAAUAUAAAGAACUGCGGGAGCAGCAGCUGGCCAGAAUCAGCGAACUGGAAAACCUGGUGAUGGAUGCCCGGGCUAAACACUCUCAGUGCGUCCAUGACCUCAAACUCAACUUCAACAAGGAGAAGGCUGACUACAAACAGAACGCCAGGCGGAUGGUGAAACAGCUGGAGAAAGAUGCAAACAAGGAGGCGGUCUGCUGCCUGAUUGAGCACAUCGAAGCGAUCAAGGUGGAGAACCAGCAGCUGCGGGAGGUGCUGGUGUGCUUGAUCCGACGAUCCCGAGUCCUCCGCAAGCAGCAGGAGGAGCUGGAGACACAGCACAAGGAGCUGCUCCGGGAGAGAGACUACUGCACCAAGUUGAGGACACUGCGGUACCGGAAGCAGCUCAGCGAAUACGUGGAGCCAAAGGCCAAGGUGCAGCCAAAGGUCGAGGAGGAGCCGGACCUCAAACAGCAGCCAAAGAACAAGGAGGAGCCGAUAAUCAAGGAACAGCCGAAGGUCAAGGAGGAGCCAGAGACUGAGGAGUCGUUGGAGUCCAGGGAGUUGUCAGAAACUAAGGAAGAGGCGACGCUCGGGGAACAAGAGGAUGAGGAUCUAGACAGUGACGAGCUAGAGGACUGAGCUAGAGCUAGAGAAGCUGGAAGAGACUGGGCUAGAGAACAGAGAGAAAUUGCCAGAACCAUGAGGUUUACAGGCAACACUUUACCCAUUUAACCAGCUUCCUCUCCAGUGUAAAUAUGACCCAAGGAAGAUGUCGGAAUCAUUGUUUUCCAGUUU